AUGACCUGGUGCAGAGGAAGGCCAAAUGACCCCAUAAAGGCUCGGUUAAAAGAACAUCCGUAUCGCAUAUGCAUAGCUGCGCGUGCGCAGUCCUGGAAGCGGGUGCGUGUGCCACAAUGCAGCGGAAGACCGCCGCCCCCGGCAGCUGACAUUGCCAUCUUGAGACUGGUUUCUAAUGAACGCGGAUUUGUGGACCUUUAUAAAUGCAAUGAAGACGACGGAGAAACAGCAAACAAUGAUGAAAACGCUGCUGGAAGGAAGGUUUGGGCUGCAGACAGCCAGGAAUCUGGCAGUCCACCUCCAAGCCCGUCCGAAUCCACCGCAUCAGAAACAGCACCCACCCUAGUCCACAUCAAGCAGGAGAAUAUGGUCCCCGGAAUCGAUAGCAAAGAGUAUUAUGGGACUGACUUUGGUCUCCCGGACACUUACCUACCUCAGAACUUCGCGGACUACGGACGGUUGUACAGACCACUGGAUAUUCCCAGCAGAGGCUUCCUAGACCACGUAUUGAAGAUUCCGAAUGGAAAAGACGAUGAGGGAAAGGAUGACAGCCUAUCAGAGACUUCAGACUUCAAUUUGCCGUCUGAAUUGAUAUUUAAAUCUGGUGGUAUUUAUGCCAGGAUGAAUGUCAGCAGCGGUACCAAGUAUGGACCGUUUAAUGGAAAAUGGGAGACGCAGCCACUGGACAGGAGAUACGCGUGGGAGGGCCGGAAGCAAUACUUUUUCCUGCUGAUAGCGAAGACAAGCGAAGGAAACGCGCUUCCUCACCGCACAAACGUGGACACGGCUAAUGGAAAAACUGGGGUGCUCGGAAAAAAUGGUGUUCGUGGCUGGUUAGACGGGACAACGGACAAGUCAAAUUGGCUUAAAUUCGUCCGGUCUACAAACUACACACAUGACGUGAACGUCCAACAUCUCCUAUUAGCUGGACAAAUUUGGUACAAAGUAACCCGUGACAUUUCAUCUGGACAAGAAUUACUAUUAGGCCCCAGAACGCCGUUACCAUUGCAAGAUGUGCUGGCUGCUGGCGGUCGCGAAGGUUCCAGUGUUAAUUCAUCAAGUGGAUCGCAAGCUCUCACUGAAGACGAAGAACGCGAAGAUACGGAACCCCGCUGCUCCUUCUGUGAUGCACCUUUUCCUAACAUUGACGCACUCGAUCGUCACCUAAUACAAGCGCACGCGCAGCCGGCAGCCGCUUAUCAUUGCGAGCUUUGCAACCGAGCUUACAGUUCACGGGCCUUACUACUUCGACACAGAGCCCUAACCCAUACUGAUAUUAGAAAAUAUCCCUGCGAGAAUUGUCCUAAGGUAUUUACCGAUCCUUCCAACCUCCAGCGACACAUACGCGCUCAGCACGUGGGAGCUCGGAGCCACGCCUGCCCCGAAUGCGGGAAGACCUUCGCCACUUCAUCCGGUCUGAAGCAACAUACGCACAUACACUCCAGCGUGAAGCCCUUCCAGUGCAAAGUCUGUUUUAAGGCCUACACGCAGUUUUCCAACUUGUGUCGACACAAACGAAUGCACGUCGCCUGCAGAGCUUUGGUGGAAUGCCAGAAAUGUGGCCAGUCCUUUACAUCAUACGCAUCACUCACUAAGCACAAGCGUUUCUGUGACACCGCUUCUGCAGCCAACGUCAACUUGCGAGGACAGCUGCCUCAAGGAUUAGCUCAAAUAUCGCCAAUACCCAACGUCAUGAAUACGCCAAAUAGUACAAAUCCGUUCCCCAUGUAUAGGCCCUCAUUGCCUCUUCCAUAUAAUACCUUUGCUCACUACCCGGCAUUAUUCUCAGCGGCAGCUGCUGCCUGUCCUCCAGAGUUCCUGAGCCCCCUUCUUUUUAAUGUUCAGGGAGCUAGACUGGCCAUGGAACAAGAUAUGGCUUACAACGCUAAUUUAGUUGCUAAACAACAACAGGAAGGACGAAUGUCUGUCAAAAGUGUUGAUAGUUCAGCGUCUGUUGAAGAAGUUAAGAAAACGGAACCUGACGUUGAUGUGAUUCAGAAGGAUGAUAGUGAGCGAGUGACACCAAAACCGCAAAAUCCUUACCUAAAACAAUCUCCUGUCGAAGAAAGUGGCUCCAAAAAUUCAACAAUUAUGUCGUUAACUCAAUCACUGGCGCCGUUUAAUUACUCUAGAGAUAAUAUCAAACACAGUCCAUACAAUCUGUCAUUAAAGUUAAACAACAAUGACAUUACCGAAACAAAACCUUCUUCGCUGUCCCCAAAAGAUUUGUCAAAGUCUGUUAAGAAUGUCGAGAAGAAAUCGGAAUAUUCAGAUGAAGACAUGGAUUUGAAGAAGGAACAAAACGACCAGCCACUGGACUUAUCGAUAACACGAAAAAAUGACAAGGAAUCCGAACCGGAGAACGACGAUCGUUCCUUUCGUAACUCGUCCGUCAAGUCGUACUCCCCACCCGAGAGUCCCAUGGAAAGAGACACAAAGACUCCAGAAAAUGACACAACUGACGUCGACGUAGAGGCCGUUGAGCCAAAACGGGAAGACUCUCCGCAGAUCGUAUCACCACCUCUGGCCUUUCCAAUGCCAGUCCACCCUCAGCAUAACGCUAGUCUUAUGGACAUGUACCGACCACGAUUCCCUCCAUUCCAGACACCUGAUUCGAUCUUGAAUUCGCAUUCUCCCUACGUCCCGAGUCCGUUUAAUUUUUUAUCCCCACUUCUUGGUACUGACGGGCCAGAAAGGCAACCAAACUAUGCAAAGUUCCGAGAACUGAGUGCCGGAUCUGGGAAGCUCCGAGAUAGAUACGCUUGCAAGUUUUGUGGAAAAGUAUUCCCUCGCAGCGCAAACUUGACGCGUCAUCUUCGAACCCACACUGGGGAACAACCAUACAAAUGUAAAUAUUGCGAGCGAUCGUUCUCUAUAUCGUCAAAUCUGCAAAGACACGUCCGUAAUAUACAUAACAAGGAGAGACCCUUUCGCUGUCCACUGUGCGAUAGGUGUUUCGGUCAGCAAACGAACUUGGACAGGCAUUUGAAGAAGCACGAAGCUGAGGGUGGGGAUUCCCCCAGCUCAGCGGACACCGAACAAGAUGCGUGUUUCGAUGACAUCAGAUCCUUCAUGGGCAAAGUCACGUGUUCCCCGGGAGCGAGGUCUGCUGCGAACUCGCCGCAUACACCCCACCCGUCGCACCCCUCGCAUGCCCCACGUCCCCCUCUUGCGAUAUCCACCUAG
Messenger RNA from Leptosia nina, 3186 nucleotides. The record is from the annotation of a GenBank genome assembly. NCBI's taxonomy places the organism in Eukaryota, Metazoa, Arthropoda, Insecta, Lepidoptera, Pieridae.